AUGGAAGUAUCGCCAGGAUCCACCACCAUAUCAGGUCGUCCGCGGAGACGGGCCGUUGAAGCAUGCACCUUUUGCCGGAAGCGCAAGAUCAAGUGCAACAACGAGCAGCCGACGUGUGCCAAUUGCAGGACGUACGCGAAGGACUGUGUCUACGAGCCGCUUACCGAAACGAAUACCUCCGCUCAGCCUCGGACAUCCACUCGGCGCCGUCAGCGGCCCAUGCCUGCUGGUCAAUGGUGCAGCUCCCCCUUCCGCUCCGAGCCGCGCAACCCGGAUGUGCGCCGCGUCGAUGAUGCUAGCACGUCCACCCCAAUGCUGCUGAUCACGAUGUGGUUGCUGCACGUCGUGAACAUUCCCAGCACGGCACAGAUACCAGCCCAACAACCACUCCUCGGACUGGCGUAUCUCGCAUUGUGGUGUCGGCCAAUGGUGUCUCAAGUUAUCAUGGACGCACAAGUGCCCUGCCAGCUUGAGGAUUUCAAUUACCAAUCCGGUGCACUCGAUUUCGAUGGCGUAGAUUCCGUCCUUGGGAUGCAUCUUCUUUCUCUUCACUGGAAUCGACAACACCAUUCCUUCCUCAUCACGUAUCGGCCUGCUUUCAUGCGUGAUAUGGCUUGUGGUGGUCCAUACUUUGCGAAGCUGCUCCUAAACGCUAUCUACUUCGGCGCCUCCAAAUUUAGCCCUCGGCAUGAUGUUCGCAAAGAUCUUAACGACGUCCGCACAGCUGGAUGGGAGUUCCGCGAACGGGUUCGAGAACUGCUGGGCAGCGCGUUGAAUCGCAGUGACGUAACCACAAUCCAGGCUCUUCUCGUCAUGACGAACUCUCUAUUCGUACUCGGAGACGAGCGAAGUGCCGCCUGGCUAUAUGCUGGUCUCGCAUUCCGAAUGAUCAUUGAUCUUGGAAUGCAUGUUGAUGUCCCAGAUCUUGGCCGCAAAUUUUCUGACGAAGACCUUGAGAUUCGAAGGCGCGUGUUCUGGGGCGCUUUCGUCGUCGAUAAGAUACAAAGCUUGUACCAGGGUCGGCCCGUCACCAUCAAGGAGUCAGAUACUCUUGUGCCCAUCAAGUUCCUCGACACUUAUGAAGAAUUUGAGCAUUGGAGGCCCUUCGCAUAUUCCAGUCAGUCGAAUGACUAUCCUGGCUCGCCGGCAUACAGCGCCUCAACCUUCACAUCGCUGUGUCGAUUAUCGGUUGCCAUGAGCGAUAUCCUAGGUUGCAUUUACACGGAGAGAAGUUUCAGCCAGGCCGCGACCGAGCUGUCCAAGAUGCUAGAGACACUGAAUGCCAAGCUGAGUGCUUGGAAGGAAUCGCUGCCUACACAUCUCAUAUUCGACCCGAACAAAUCUUCUUGCAUACCUCCACCGCACGUGUUGAGCUUGCACGCCAUGUACCAUGUCCUCACCAUUCUGCUCCACCGACCGUUCGUGGCAGAUGGUCACCUCUACACCACAUCACGCUCUGUGUCGGUCAACUCAUUCAUUACGUGCGCAUCUGCUGCCGAUAGCAUCGUCGCACUGCUGAGAGCAUACGACCGGGCAUUUACUGUGCGACGUGCGCCUUAUCUGGUUUCCUAUGCUACUUAUGUUGCUGCAACCAUCCAUGCGCGCAUCGCCGCCAACGGACCUGCAGACAUGUUUGGCUGUAUUUCGAGAGAAUUCAGAGACAAGCUGGGCAGUGAGGAAAGCAAAUGCAAUAGUACAAAGCUUGAUGAAGAGGCUGGGUGUCAGUGUGGCUGAAGGAAACAUAGGUUCCGAUGUUCACUGCCAAAACGCGCCAAGAUCUACGGCUCAACCUUCAAGUAACAAUGGUACUGGAAAUACCGACAUCACCACAGCACCCGAACACGCAGAACAGGCUGAGAUUGCAGUGCCUGACAACAUUUCACCCAGUGCGGGGUGGUCCGAUAUCGAUGGCAUCAUCCAAAGCUUUGUCAAGGGCCAGGACGGGCUUGCCGCAGCGAGCGAAUAUCAAGCCGACCUGCGCCAUACGGACAACUUCAUGCCAGCACAAACUGCACCGAUCCCACCGGGCGGUUUUUACCUUAACAGCGAAGUUAUAAGACCUCUUGAUGAUCGGAACUUGAGCGACAACACAGUCACAACCUGGUCCACGGAUAUCCACGCGCCGGGUGGGACAGCCUCGAUUGAUGACCUGCUCUUCGGGUUAACGGAUCAGCCCUUGACAGUUUCCCGUUCUGAGGAUCGCCACAAGACCGCAAAAUCCCUCGGUAGCGGAGAGUCCCAGUUUGAGCUGUCAAAAAGACGAAUCGAUGGCAAG
Messenger RNA from Verticillium dahliae VdLs.17, 2275 nucleotides. RefSeq names its product nitrogen assimilation transcription factor nirA. Lineage: Eukaryota; Fungi; Ascomycota; Sordariomycetes; Glomerellales; Plectosphaerellaceae. The record is from RefSeq and is a predicted model, not a curated record. Bases 1 to 1734 code for a protein of 577 amino acids. Gene Ontology annotation, molecular function: DNA binding; DNA-binding transcription factor activity, RNA polymerase II-specific; zinc ion binding. The transcript has 6 exons. Gene Ontology annotation, biological process: regulation of DNA-templated transcription; DNA-templated transcription.